AUGACGCACGCUCAACAAACCACUGGUACCGUUCUAUCCGAGUCGGAAACCCGACACCUGACAGAAACGCUUCUUCAGAUUCUGGAGCCGCAUCUUCAAUCCUUCAACAGUGCAAUAACGCAGGGCCUGCAGCAGGUGCUCCACGAUAUCGAGCCACUUAUCCUUGAAGGAACCGUUCAGCAAGCAGCUGACCACGUGUCCAAGGAACGACUUGAGGUCUGGUUUGAAGACCUCCGCCUUCAAAAGCCGCGUCUGCCCAGGGCUCGCGCGUUGCAGUCUACAGGCAACCUCAGAGCGCGCGGCUUUGCAGAUGAACUCGAACUGGGUCUAGAUCCUUCAGCGAUACUCCCGCACCAGUGUCGCGCCCUGCAGUCGUCGUAUACAGGCUCGCUAAGCGUCGUUCUCUGCUGGCGAGCGACGCGCAUCUCGCACGGCUGUUACCGGAAAGACAGCACGCUAUGUAAUACAGCGCUCUGGACAAACGGCUCCUACGCGGAAGAUGUUUAUCGCAGCGAACGGCAUCUGGGCGAGGUUCCCAUACUAGUGGGAUCCAAGUUGUGCCACUUAGACGGACUGAGUCCAAACGAGCGCGUUGCACUUCACGAAGAGGAGUACGAUUACGGUGGCUACUUCAUCGUGAAUGGUGUCGAAAAGCUGCUGCGAAUGGUGAUUAUGCCGCGAGCCAACCAUGUGAUGGUCAUAGCGCGUGAUGCAAACGUCCGACGUGGAGAGCACUUCACUCGCUUCAGUGCAAUGAUUCGCUGUCGACGCGCUGACCGAGUUCGAGUUGUUACCAAUCAUCUCCACUACCUUCAAACUGGUCUUCUUAGGCUUCGAUUUUCCGUCAAACGCCAAGAAUACUUGCUACCGUUAGGGCUUGUGCUGAAAGCCCUUUACGAUCUGGCUGAUCGGGAGCUAUUUUUGCUGCUCACAAUGCCAAGUGGAUGCUGCGGAACUAACGCAGAUGAAAACCUCCGCUAUAUCCGCGAGCGAGCGCUCAUGACGGUUCGUGAGCUGCAUGUACUAACUGGUGGUGAGGGUACCCAGCACGCAGCGCUGUCUUACUUGGGUGCUCGUUUCCGUUGCCUGUUUCCAGAGUACCUGUCUUCUGACGAUUCCGAUGAGCGCUGUGGCGCGUUUAUUUUGCGUCGAUAUGUGCUCAUUCACCUCGACGAUCCACUUCAAAAACUAGAGCUCCUCGCCUAUAUGUCGCGGAAGCUUUUGCAUUAUAUGACUGGCUGUCUCGCAGAGGACGAUCCAGAUUCGCUAGCGAACCAGGAGCUCCUCUUGCCCGGACAGCUUUGGCUGCUUUUCCUCCAGGAGAAGCUCCAAGACGCCCUGUUCGCGCUACGGGAUGAAAUUUCCCGGCAGUUGACUCAGCGAGCCAAUCAGGGAAGCUUACUAGACCCAGAUUUUGUCCGCAAAUGUGUAAGCAAACCUCGCAGUGGUAUCAGAGUAGGCGAAAGGAUGUUGCACCUGCUAUCCACGGGAACAGCGUCCCUGCGGGAUGGUGCAGAGUUGCUACAGACGUCGGGUUACAGCAUCAUAGCGGAUCGGAUCAACUUCCAACGCUUCCUUUCCCACUUCUACAGCGUCCAUCGAGGGCAGUACUUUUUGAAUCUGCGCACGUCGGAGUCUCGCAAACUCAAGCCGGAGACUUGGGGCUUCAUCUGUCCGGUGCACACACCCGAUGGAGCACCCUGUGGAAUUCUCAAUCAUCUCACGCGAAUGUGCCGCGUCGUCGCGGAUCAACAACAGGUACUGCAGGAGCAGAAGCGAAUCGAAUGGAUCUUGGAGACGCUGCCACUGGAGCAUCCUCUCGCUCACAACGAUGCACUGCUUAUGCCACCGGCGAAUGCAAGACCAGUACUGGUGGAUGGUCGGAUUCGAGGCUAUGUGCAUGGAGAUGUACCGCUGGGGAAGCUUUUGCGUCAGCAAAAACUCGAGCAUUUCCCCCAAACAGAAAUUGUGGAUGUGGAGAUCCCGCGUCUCUUCCCGAGCGUCAUGGUGUUCUCGACACCGUCACGGCUCAUGCGCUCAGUGUGGAAUAUGCCGCAAGCUGGCAUAGAAUGGAUAGGCACCAUGGAGCAACUUUUCAUGCCCGUUGACCUGUGCAAGUCGCAGUCGAUGUCUCGUGCUGGAAACGCAGCCAUUCAUCGUGAGCUGAGCGCAACGAACAUUUUCAGUCUACUGGCCUCGUUUAUUCCCUUCAGCAACAUGAAUCAAUCACCGCGAAAUAUCUACCAGUGCCAGAUGGGCAAACAAGCCAUGGGCGUUCCCUUUCACGAUUGGGAUCGGAGGUUCGACACCAAGUCCUACCGAUUACUGACGCCCCAGCAACCUUUGGUGCAGAAUCGCUCUGAGGCCCAAGCCGGUUGGUCCAAGGUCUUCGGAUCGAGCUUCAAUGCAGUAGUCGCUGUGAUCUCAUACACUGGUUACGAUAUGGAGGACGGUAUGGUGAUCAACCGAGCGAGUCUGGAUAGGGGUCUCGCCCACGGAGCGAUCUACGGCUGCGAAUUCGUGGAUCUGGAUCAGCUCAAUGUCGCAAAGGAUGCCCGGUUCAGCCGACUGCCAGCUGUAGGCGAGCGCAUGACACCCGGCUCGGUGCUCUAUAGUAUUCAGGGCCGGAGACCUCAUCUUUAUCGGAAUAGUGAGACGAGUUAUGUCGACGCUGUGCUCCUCGCCGAGAAUCAACGGCGCGUUGCUAUCCGGACCCGGACGCCUCGGCGACCCGUCAUCGGGGACAAGUUUGCCUCUCGACAUGGCCAGAAAGGGGUGCUGUCUGCAAUCUGGCCCGCUGAGGAUAUGCCGUACACGAGCGACGGGAUCGUUCCGGAUAUUCUCUUCAAUCCGAAUGGCUUUCCGUCGCGGAUGACCAUCGGUAUGAUUGUGGAGUCUAUCGCAGGGAAAGCUGCAGCCGUUCACGGCGCUGUGCCAAUUGACGCGAGUGCUUUUGAACGAGAAACGGAGGACGCAAGUGAUCGCAGUAACGAGCCACCGCACGACUUCUUUGGAAGAUUGUUGCUUAAUACCGGAUACACGUACCACGGAACAGAAACGAUGUACAACGGUUACACGGGCGAGCCGUUUGUUGUCCAAAUAUUCAUCGGCGUGAUUGCCUGGCAGCGACUUCGUCACCAUAUUGCAGACAAGUUUCAGGUGCGAACUGAGGGUAUUGUUCACCAGACACUCCGACAACCGCUGCGAGGCCGAAAGCGAGGUGGCGCUAUUCGGCUCGGUGAGAUGGAGCGUGAUGCGUUGCUUGCCAGUGGGGCUGCCUACACCCUCCAGGAUCGGUUACAGAGCUGUUCAGACUUGCACACUGUAUACGUUAGCGCUCUCGACGGAUCGCUACUCGCACCCAUCGCAGCUCCGAACGAACGUCUGGGGGCUACCUCGCGGAUCUCGGUCAAGUCCCGGACGAACACCCGCUCCCCAGUCGUUCGCGUGCACAUGCCGUACGCUUUCAAGUAUCUUGUUUACGAACUAGCAGCGAUGAAUAUUAGGGUAUCGCUUCCCGUUAAGUGA
This is a messenger RNA of Cyanidioschyzon merolae strain 10D, 3528 nucleotides long. RefSeq names its product RNA polymerase I second largest subunit. Bases 1 to 3528 code for a protein of 1175 amino acids. The transcript has a single exon. The record is from RefSeq and is a predicted model, not a curated record. Gene Ontology annotation, cellular component: RNA polymerase I complex. Lineage: Eukaryota; Rhodophyta; Bangiophyceae; Cyanidiales; Cyanidiaceae. Gene Ontology annotation, biological process: DNA-templated transcription. Gene Ontology annotation, molecular function: DNA binding; ribonucleoside binding; DNA-directed RNA polymerase activity.